AUGGAGAAAGCAGAAGGAAGAAAUGGAACGCUCAUUGUGGAAUUCAUCCUCUUAGGUUUUGGGAAUGACCCAGAAUGGCAGCCCCUCCUCUUCUUCGUGUUUCUAGUGAUCUACCUUGUGACUUUGGCCGGAAACCUCCUCAUCCUUGUGCUAGUGGUAGCUGACCAGCACCUUCACACCCCCAUGUACUUCUUCCUGGGGAACUUGGCCUGCUUGGAGAUUUGCUACAGCUCUACCAUUCUUCCCAGGUUUUUGACCAGCCUCCUGACUGGAGACAGAAGCGUUUCUGUGAAGGGCUGCAUCGUGCAAUUGUAUUUCUUUGCUGUCACAUCAGCAACAGAAAAUCUGCUGCUCACAGCCAUGUCGUAUGAUCGGUAUCUAGCAAUCUGCCAUCCCCUUCGCUACACUGCUCUGAUGAACGGCCCGGUUUGCAUCAAGCUCGUGGCAGGGUCUUGGAUAGGUAGCGCUCUCAGCUGUGCCAUAGUAAAUAAUUUCUUGUUCCGAUUAACGUUCUGUCAUUCCAACGAAAUUGACCAUUUCUUCUGUGAAUUUGUGCCAAUGGUAGAGCUGUCCUGUAGCGACACCCAGAUUGUUCAAUUGCUGGGGUUUGUUGUCGCUGUCUUAGGGGCACUGGUGCCCUUUCUGCUCACCCUGGUGUCCUACGUUUGUAUCAUCAGCGCCAUCCUGAAAAUCCCGUCCAACAUCGGGAGGCAAAAGGCCUUUUCCACUUGCUCCUCCCACCUCAUCGUGGUGACGCUUUACUAUGUGAUCGUGAUCGCUGUCUACUUGGUUCCCAUCGUCAGUACUGGGAAGGUAGACCAAAAAAUAUUCUCGGUCUUCUGCACAGUCCUGACUCCCAUGGUCAACCCUGUCAUCUACUGCCUGAGAAACAAGGAGGUCAAAGAAUCCCUGAGAAGAGCUAUUAGUAAAUUGGUUGCUUUGAGAAACAGGCAUAGAAUUUGA
Messenger RNA from Pelodiscus sinensis (Chinese soft-shelled turtle), 963 nucleotides. Its product is annotated as olfactory receptor 5V1-like. Gene Ontology annotation, molecular function: olfactory receptor activity; G protein-coupled receptor activity. Lineage: Eukaryota; Metazoa; Chordata; Testudines; Trionychidae. The record is from RefSeq and is a predicted model, not a curated record. Gene Ontology annotation, cellular component: membrane. Gene Ontology annotation, biological process: G protein-coupled receptor signaling pathway.